ACUCCAGUACGAGGACCCUGAUUUUGCGAAUGCGUUAUGUCUGUUGACUGAAAUGUCAGAGUUGCCAAAAGGGCGCGCUAUCUUGCACAUUGUAUGGAACACUGAUGCAUCUCCCACCAAUGUAUCUGAUGGCCAUUCAGUUGGCUCAGUGUCCUCCCUUGACACAUGUAGCUUUCACUCUGAGGAACGUAAUGAAGUGCAGGACAGCCCUACUCCAGGCUCCAUUCGGAGGAGCUCAUCCGAGUCCCUCCCUUCUCCCUCCUCAAGCUCGGUCCAGAGCAGUGAAGAUUCGCCCCAGGUCACUUUAAGGCGUACAACUCAGUGGCCCGAUCCAUUUCCAAUCCCUAAAUUUUCUUAUGAUGUUGAGCUGAGAUUGCGCAAGGGCAAUGAGAUCUAUGAAAAAACACAGAAGCGCCUUAUUUUAACAGGAGAUGUUAGAUCAGACAUCGUGAAAAAACUUUGGGAGAGUAUUUUUGAUCUCAGAGGUGCAUAUCCCAAUAAGGAGGAGUUGGUGUCUGUUGUAUCUGGCCUUAUUCUCAAGUAUCCUUGUCUUAAAGAGACAGAUAGUGUUACUGGCUAUGAUGGAUGGCUGAAGAGUCUUCAUUAUAAGAUGGGCAAUUUUAGGGCAAAGUUGCGUCGUGCAGGCUGUAAUGAGGUGAUGGUGAAUACAAAAAGGAAGGGACAGGAUGGAGAGGAUGCUCCGUUCACCCUGAAAAGGGCAAAACGUGGAGAGGUCAACCAUGUUCCAGAAUAUCCAGAAAACCAUGAUGGUACCACCCUUGAGGAGGAAAGGCUUGCGCUGAUUGAAGAAAUGAAGAAAAGGAAAAGAAACAUGGGUCUGAUUAGGCAAAAGAUGGAGCUGACCUUUUCCCAUCGACGGAGAGAAAUCAUAGAAGAGCAGCCUAUGGUGUCAAAAGUCCAAGAACGAUGGCCUGCACUGUUUAGCCAUGAGGAGAUAUACGAAGAAUUUUACCGGAUCACCAACAGAAACCUCCAGGCAACUUGGAAUGCAUCUCUGGACAAGUAUGCUUCUCGCCUGAUAAAACUGUAUCGAGCCAGGAAGUCAGCUUUUGGUCCAGAUUUGGAGGAGUUGCUGAACAGACUUGAUGAUGAGGUAACGGACGUUGUGCGUCAUCGAAGGACCGCAGCACUGAGAGGCCUUCCCGUUUUUCUUCGAGAUGAUGCAUCAGACUUCUUUCUGAAGUGCUUGAACACAGACCCUGAGGAAGCGGUGGUUGAAGGAGUGCCAGUUGGAAUACUUACCGUCUAUGAAGAUGAUGAUAGCGCCACAGCACCACCAAUAGUGACCGAAAUCGCUGUCGUCUUGGAAGGGGCGGUAAUAAAACACGACCUACCUCACCUCGCUGCUGCCUUCGGCUACCUGUUUGGCCUAAUGUAUGCAAUGGACAUAAGCUAUCCAGAAAAGAUGAGGUACACUUUUGAGGCCAUCCAGACCAUCUUUUUCGAGCUUGGUUCAAAAUGUUCACAGCGCACACGUUCCUUGAAAGACAAGCUUUUGCUGUGAAGUCUGAUGAUGGACACACACAUAAAUGGACACACUGCUCUUCUCUGCCAGCUGCUACAUGGAACAGGCCUGCACAUAUACAUUGUUUUUCCACCAUCACUACUCUAAGAACUAGUGUACACACAGGCACACACACAUUGAGAGCAAAGAGCAGUUCUCAAGAAGCUCAGUUCAAAGCGUGAAUUUCUCCCCAAGCAGGGAAAGUUAAGAUUGUGGUUUUAUUGUUAUAAUGUAUGAGGUUAACUCUGUGGUAUUCUAUUUUGUAUGUAUUAAUGCAAUAGCCACAUUUACACAUUCACUCUACACACAGACACAGACACAGACACAGACACAGACACAGACACAGACACAGACACAGACACACACACACACACACACUGAGAGUAAAGAGCAGUUCUCAAGAAGCUCAGUUGAGAGCGUGAAGUUCUCUCCAAGCAGGGAAAAUUUAAAUUGUGGUUUUAUUGUUGUAAAUUGUUGCCUAUGAGGUUAACUCUCGUAUUCUAUUUUGUAUGUAUAUUAUUAAUACAAUAGCCACAUUUACUACACACACACACACACACACGCACACACACACGAAAGACCAGCUCUCAAAAAGCUCAGUUCAUAGGGCGUGUAAUAUGUAAAUUCCCACACACACGCACACAAAUAAACAUGCAGUCACACACAUCUUCAGUAGCAUUAAUUCUCAGACCUAACUCUCACACAGACACACAGAAAAGACCAGUUCUCAAGCUCAGUUCGUAGGGCGCAAGUCUAAUGUGUAAUUUCAAGUGUAAUGUCUGUUUCACACAAUCCCAGGGAUUUAACAGUCAUUUUCUGACCACACACACACACACACACGAGGAAAGACUGGUUCUCAAGAAGCCAAGUUCAUAGGGUGCAAGUCUGUGUAAUUUCCCAAAUGGUGAAUAAAAGUUUUUUUCACUACA
This is a messenger RNA of Sardina pilchardus (European sardine), 2454 nucleotides long. RefSeq lists its product as uncharacterized. Bases 53 to 1525 code for a protein of 490 amino acids. NCBI's taxonomy places the organism in Eukaryota, Metazoa, Chordata, Actinopteri, Clupeiformes, Clupeidae. The record is from RefSeq and is a predicted model, not a curated record. The transcript is spliced from 4 exons.